Ziziphus jujuba (common jujube) is the source of this 1204-nucleotide messenger RNA. RefSeq names its product protein C2-DOMAIN ABA-RELATED 4. The record is from RefSeq and is a predicted model, not a curated record. The transcript is spliced from 4 exons. The coding region runs from base 317 to 868 and encodes 183 amino acids. NCBI's taxonomy places the organism in Eukaryota, Viridiplantae, Streptophyta, Magnoliopsida, Rosales, Rhamnaceae.
UCAUUACCGGAAACCGAAUCUCCCGGUGCUCUCCGUCUUCUUCCCCCACAACUUGAUAAUCCCCAUCUCUCUGUCCCUUCCCCUUCCCUCAGCCUCCUUUUCCACCAAAUUUUAGACAACCCCUUUCUCUCUCUAGCCCCAACAUUCUCUUUCAUCCCCCCAAAAAAAAAAAAAAAAAAAUCAAAAAAUCAAAAAAUUACAAAAUCAAAAAUCAGUAAAAGAGAAUAGAAGAGGUUGGUGGUUGUUUAUAUAUAUAUAUAUAUAUAAGAGAGAGAGAGAGAGAGAGAGAGAGGAGGAGAGGAGGGAGAGAGAGAAGAUGCCGGACUCACCAACAACUCCAAGCGAAGGGAGGUCAUCAAAUUCAUCCAUAAUGGAUAGUUUGCUUGGACUUCUCAGAAUUCGUGUUAAGCGAGGCGUUAAUCUUGCCGUUCGCGAUGUUCGUAGCAGCGACCCAUACGUCGUCGUUAAAAUGGGCAAACAGAAACUGAAAACCCGUGUGAUCAAAAAGGAUGUCAACCCUGAAUGGAAUGAAGAUCUAACUCUUUCUGUUGUAGAUUCUAGCCUUCCAGUCAAGCUGACUGUUUAUGACCAUGACACAUUUAGUAUGGAUGACAAAAUGGGAGACGCACAGAUUGACAUAAGACCAUACAUUGAAGGACUGAAGAUGAAUCUGCAAGACCUUCCAAGUGGUACUAUUAUAACAAGAAUACAACCAAGCAGGCAAAAUUGCCUGGCUGAAGAAAGCUGCAUAAUCUGGAGUGAAGGUAAAGUCGUUCAAGAUAUCUGCCUCAGACUGAGAAAUGUGGAAUGCGGUGAAUUAGAGGUCCAAUUGCAAUGGAUUGAGCUUCCAGGUUCUAGAGGUUUAUAAAUUUUGUCUAAAUUGCUCUUUUAUCUGCAUUUCUGUCCUCUGUGUUUUUUUCCCAUAUGGGUCGGUUUCAAUAUUUAUCACCCACCUGAAAGUGGUAAAGGGUUUAAUAGAGGGGGUCAGAUAGAUUUUAUAUACUUUAUACAAUGAAACUGGGUCUUGUAUGCAUUUCUAAUUUGCCUAUUCCUAUCGGCUUGUUGUAGCUUAUUAUAUAGGUGAAGGGCUUUUUGUAUUGUUAUCAUAAAGUAAUGAAUUGCAUAUGCACUUUGGUAUAUACAAUGCAUGUUACUUAUUUACCAAAUUUAAUGGUAUUUGAAUACAAUUUUGUUUUUUUUUUUU